Messenger RNA from Sorghum bicolor (sorghum), 1608 nucleotides. RefSeq lists its product as uncharacterized. Gene Ontology annotation, molecular function: myosin binding. The record is from RefSeq and is a predicted model, not a curated record. Bases 252 to 1448 code for a protein of 398 amino acids. The transcript has 2 exons. Lineage: Eukaryota; Viridiplantae; Streptophyta; Magnoliopsida; Poales; Poaceae.
CGUUCCUGUGUGUUUGUUACUUGUUAGUGGCGCUCCAUUUUGCAAAGGUGUCACCUGCUCUUCUCCACCUACCAAAUUCUUCUUCGUCUUCCUCCUUGAGCUCAAUCCUAUCCAUUAACCGGUGAUCGAAACCUUCCCCACCAUCGACCAUCAACAACCAGAAAUUUCUUCCGUCUUCUCCAGACCUCGCAUGCUCUCGUCCUCCGCGUUCUUUUUCCCAGAGCAGAGCAGGUAGUCAGUGGUGGCCGGCCAUGAUCCGCGAGUUCCUUGCCGUGGCGGCACGCGCGGCGCUGGAGUGGGCGCUGGCGUCGCUGCUGCUCGCCAACGGCGCCGCGUUCUGCCUCAUCGCCGCCGUCGCUGCGCGCCUCCGCCUCGGCCCGCCGUGCAUCGCCUGCGCCCGCGUCCACCGUCUGCUCUGCUCCUCCUCCUCCUCUGCCACUGGCGACGAACGCGACGCUCUGCGCCGCCUCCUCUGCAACGCCCACCUUGCCGCCGUCGCCGUGGCCAGCUCGGCGACUCCGGAUCGCUGCGACGGGGAUAGUGUCUCGGAGACGAUGGAGGCAGAUGAUCCGAAUAAGAUUUCAGGCAUGGAGACUCACCGCGUCGUCUCCAUCGGCAGCGAGAUAUGCGAGCAGGACCAAGACGGCAACAAACCCCACGCCGGCGACCACAUCGCAAGAACCACCAGCACCGACGACAGCAACGGCCCGCUCGUUUCCCUCUUCGAGCUCGCGCCGAUCGUCUCGCGACCGCGACCACGGGAGGACGACGAUUCCAUAGACCAGCAGCAGCAGGCGACGAUGCCAGAGUCGUCGCUGACCAUGGACGACGGCGACGAGAGCGUCACUCUCGGGGAGCUGGCCACCGCAUUCAGGGCUCAGAGAAGGGAGCUGCACGCACUGCGCGCGGAGCUCGCCGCCGAGCGGCGCUCGAGAGCGGAGGCGGAGGAGUACCAGCGGCAGCUGGAGGAGCAGGGCGAGCUCGACCGUGAGGCGGCGCGGCUCGCCAUGCAGCUCGUCCACGAGAGCGAGACGGAGAAGCACGGCCUGCAGCGGCAGCUCGACGCGUGCAGGGUCAGGGCGCAGCUCUACCAGUCCGAUUCCGGAGGAGGCUGCCGGGAGUCGAACGGGAGUGAUGGCAACAACUACCAGUCGCUCGUGGACUUCUUGCCGGGGUCAGUGUACUCCUCCUCGCCGGACCUGGCCAACCUCCUUAAACUCUACACUGAAUCUGGCAAUGCCGGCCGUCGUCAGAGGGACGAUUACGACGUGCCGGCCAUUGCGGUGGUUGAGGAGGCAGAGGAGGAGGAAGAAGUGGCCGUCGCCGUCACUGUCAUGGCUGACACUGAAUCUAGCAGGAGUGUUGAUUCUACAUCGGCCAUUGUUUCUGAAUCUUUACAAGAAAGCUCCAAUACUUUUCACGUCGAAACAGUAACGGAAGCCGCUUAAUUUGCCCGGUCAGCACCUCGGGCCUCGCCCAUGGAGGAACACCAAAACACAGUAAUAGAAUGCUUUCUCUUGUAAAUCGAUUUCUUUUUGUGAAUAUUGCAUAGUUUCUCUCUCUCUUGCAUACAGAGCUUGAAGGUGUGAGGUGUGUGUAUUUAUAUUA